Molecule: messenger RNA, 1269 nt
Organism: Olea europaea var. sylvestris
Lineage: Eukaryota; Viridiplantae; Streptophyta; Magnoliopsida; Lamiales; Oleaceae
Product: delta(7)-sterol-C5(6)-desaturase-like
Exons: 3
Coding region: 178-993 (271 amino acids)
Biological process (GO): lipid biosynthetic process
Molecular function (GO): iron ion binding; oxidoreductase activity
Source: RefSeq, a predicted model, not a curated record
ACAGGGAUGAAGGAACAGCCCCACCGGCACACACUAACACUACGACACAUGCACUUCUACUUGUAUAUAUCUACCCCUGCCAGCUCAUCUAAAUAAAAAUCUCUCUCUUUUUCCAAUAUAUAGUCAUCUUCCAAGAAGGAAAGGGUGUUUCGUCGGCCACUGGAAUCCUGACUUGCGAUGGAGGAUUAUUUGCAGUUAUUUGUGGAGGAGACUUCGUGGUACAAUGACAUUGUUUUGGGCUCAGUCUUACCGGAAAAAUGGUGGGUCCCACUCCCUCACUUCUUUAGGGGAUGGCUCCGAAAUUUUAUCGGAGGGACCUCGCUCUACUUGCUUUCUGGGGUUUUGUGGUGUUUUUAUAUCUACUACUUGAAGCGUAAUGUCUAUGUUCCAAAAGAUGCCAUUCCUACGAGAAGAGCAAUGCUUUUGCAGAUAGGGGUUGCCCUGAAAGCUAUGCCAUGGUACUCUGCCCUUCCAACUAUCUCGGAAUACACGAUUGAACAUGGAUGGACAAAAUGUUUUUCAAGGAUAAGCGAUGUUGGAUGGGUCACCUACUUCUUCUAUUUGACUGUUUAUCUUGUUUUUGUGGAGUUCGGGAUAUACUGGAUGCAUAGAGAGUUGCAUGACGUAAAACCUCUCUACAAGUAUCUUCACGCGACACAUCACAUCUACAACAAGCAAAAUACACUUUCUCCGUUUGCUGGUUUGGCCUUCCACCCACUGGAUGGGAUAUUGCAGGCAGUACCACACGUUCUAGCUCUCUUCCUAGUGCCAACGCAUUUCACAACACACAUAGCCCUUCUAUUCAUCGAGGGCAUAUGGACUGCAAACAUUCAUGACUGCAUACACGGCAAGUUAUGGCCUGUAAUGGGUGCUGGUUAUCAUACCAUACACCACACCACUUAUCGUCACAACUAUGGCCACUACACAAUAUGGAUGGAUUGGAUGUUCGGAACUCUUCGCGAUCCCCUCGAUGACGAGGUCAAGAAGAUAUAACCAAUGUUGCUGCAUUUGUAUCAUUAGAAUUUGGACGCGUCCCAUGUGUCUCACUGCUCUGUUGUUUUAUCAUGUCAAAAACAUUGUUUUGAGGGGUGGGGGGUGGAGGGAAUAAGAAAAGAAAGAGGUCGUCUGCGUCUUAAUAGGUUUUUUGUUCCUCAGUUUUAUUGUGCUGGUUGUUUGUUGACUGUACAUGAAUCAUGUUGGAAGCAAAUUAUCAUAAUGUUUUUGGUGACAUCGGAUGGUGGUGUUUAGUAUAACUGAAUUUUCUAGUCA